Molecule: messenger RNA, 1299 nt
Organism: Raphanus sativus (radish)
Lineage: Eukaryota; Viridiplantae; Streptophyta; Magnoliopsida; Brassicales; Brassicaceae
Exons: 3
Coding region: 1-1299 (432 amino acids)
Source: RefSeq, a predicted model, not a curated record
AUGGAAGUGGGUCUCAAGUCAUUUGGAGCUGUAUUGGAGAGUUAUGAUCAAUCUACUGGAGGCAUAUCAAUACUCGAACACAGUACGCCUGGGAGCGGGGUGACGGAGCGGGGUUACGACCCCGCUGUGUAUCCAGAGCGGGGUGACGGAGCGGGGUUACGACCCCGCCGGGUUUACACAGAAAUGGAGGAAAAACGGCUGGAGCGGGGUUGUGACCCGGAUCCUUUUGACCACUUGGACAAGUUUGAUAGCUACUGUGGUUUGUCCAAGACCAAUGGAGUGUCAGAAGAUGCUUUGAAGCUCAAGCUCUUUCCUUUCUCUCUGGGAGACAAGGCAAGACAGUGGGAGAAGUCUCUCCCAAGCGACUCUAUCACUACUUGGGAUGAGUGCAAGGAAGCCUUUCUAGACAAGUUCUUCUCCAUCUCCAGGACAGCUAAGAUCAGGAAUGAGAUCUCUGGGUUUCAGCAGAGAAACUUAGAAAGUUUCAGUGAAGCAUGGGAGAGGUUCAAAGGCUACCAAGCUCAUUGCCCACACCAUGGCUUCUCCAAAGAAAGCUUGUUGAGUACCUUCUACAGGGGAGCUAUACCACAGUGUAGAAACAGACUUGUUACAGCCAGCAAUGGAUUCUUCUUGGGCAGAAACGAGGUGGAUGCAGAGGAGCUGAUAGAGAACAUGGCCAAGAGUGACUCAGUAUACAGUGAGGAUCAUGAUAGAAUCAACAGAAGUGAUGAUCAGCAGACCAAGAAAGAGCUCAAGUCUUUGGAAGAGAAGCUGGACCUACUUCUUGCCAACAAAGCUAAGCUGGAUCAGAUGAAAUCAGUUGGGGAACAGCAACAACAACAGGUUGCUGAGAUCAAGAAGAUUGAUGGCUUGGAAGGACAUGAAGAGGUGUGCUUUAUAAACAACAAUGGAACUUGGUAUAGGAAAGAGCCCAACUUUCAAUACCAAAACAACUACCAGCAAAAGCCCCUCUACAACAACCAACAAGGUGGUUAUCAGAGCAACCAGCCUACUCAAGCUAGAGGAAGCUCUUCUCAAGCUCAAGUUCCAAGUUCAACCACGGAAUCUAUGUUCAAACAAAUCCUAGAAGCUCAAGGAAAAUUUGCUAAGGACAUUGGAGAUGAGUUCAAGGCUGUUCAUGCCAAGAUUGAUGGAACUUAUUCUGACCUCAACAACAAGUACAUGCAACUUGCCUCUCACGUCAAAGCUUUAGAGAGCCAGGUUGCUUCCAAGAUUGAGUCUAGAUCAUAUAGAUUGCAUUCACUUGCAUAUGGAGCAGCUGUUGAUAAUGCCUUGUAA